GAUCGCGUCACACCGAAGACACAACACUUCUUGAUCAACGUGAAUAUCGUCUCUUUCUUGACACCAAUUUUUGCACUGAAACAGGUUGAACGGGAUGUGGAGUUUCUUCGACUCACUUCUCUCGGAGUCAUUGGGGCAAUGUCGAAAACACGGGACCCUCAAGUGGUGAAGUACUUAAUGGACAACGACGUACUCAACAUAUGCAUUGUCACUAUACAACAUGCUGCGGAAAUCAGUCGAGUUAUUUCGUUAUUCACUUUGUCAAAACUGUUCAGCGACAACGCUGCGCUGGAGUGUGUGUGUGAGAACCAACAGAGAAUAGAGUCGAUGGCGAAAUUGUUGUUCAAGUCGAUAGAAAGCACCAUUAUGCAAAAGAGGGAUAUCAACGGGAGGAUGGUGAGAUACUCGAUCUUCUGCCUGAGCAGAAUGUCGGACAACCCAAAAGCGACUGUGAUACUCCACGACCUUGCAUGCGACAACAAGGCACUCUUCAAAGAGCAUCUCCCCGAAUUUAUAUACACAAAGGAGCAGUUUUCACGCGUCAAGUUCGAGGAGUUCUGUAGAAAUAUUAACUUCCCAACUAAAUGA
Entamoeba invadens IP1 is the source of this 588-nucleotide messenger RNA. RefSeq names its product cell differentiation protein rcd1. NCBI's taxonomy places the organism in Eukaryota, Evosea, Mastigamoebida, Endamoebidae. The record is from RefSeq and is a predicted model, not a curated record. Gene Ontology annotation, cellular component: CCR4-NOT complex; CCR4-NOT core complex; P-body. The annotation marks the transcript as partial. Gene Ontology annotation, biological process: negative regulation of translation; mRNA catabolic process. The transcript has a single exon.